Molecule: messenger RNA, 3677 nt
Organism: Pseudovirgaria hyperparasitica
Lineage: Eukaryota; Fungi; Ascomycota; Dothideomycetes; Acrospermales; Acrospermaceae
Exons: 1
Coding region: 398-3541 (1047 amino acids)
Source: RefSeq, a predicted model, not a curated record
GAACGAGUCCUCAUCUCAGCAAUAACAGCUCCGAGCCGCUGUGAAUCAGUCUUCCUCUUCUUAGCACUCUAUCUGUAUCACUCCCUGGCAUACAGCUAGGUAUUUCCUGAUCGUUCAUGCUUAUCCUUUUCUUCUGAGACCCCUGGCUUUCGCAGCCUCAGUCGUGGCAGUUCAACUCUAUGUGAAUCCAUCUCUAAAACGCCCUUAGCUUCCAGGUGUUGCUGUCCGGUCAUCGUCAGUGCAUAUCGCCCUUCGAAGCCUUCGCUGUACAUGAUCGACUCUGGUCACAGUCUGUGUCGCACGCCAUACUAGUCGUAUUGCCUACAAAUUAUACUUUCUCCAGCUCUUUGCUGACAGUCAGUUGACCCUAGAGCAGCUGUCAACUCGUUGCUACACCAUGUCGCGUCGAAUCUCCCAGUUUUCUGUUUCUGGCUCCAUCAGCAAGACCCGGCUCUAUUGCUACUGGAGAAAGAGGCGGAACAAUGACACGCACGGAUUCAGGUCUGAGUCCCGACUUGAUAAAUCCGGACUGCAGGGUGCUUAUGCCGGAGCUCAACACUGGAUUGUAGACGAAUAUGUGCCCAGACUUAGUAGAUCCAGAGUGGGCGGCAUUCGAAAAUACAGUGAAGAUAAUGCUUCCACCCAUAGCAGAGAAAAUGACUGGCAUGAGCUGCGAAGACGCAGGCUGGCUAUCUGGAAGCGAAUGCUCGACGAGGAUCCAUAUAAAGCCGUCUUUGGUCCAUCCAACUCUGCGUUGAAUGGAAAAGGGUGGACACACCCGUUGUGGAAUCACAUACCAAAGUGGAUGCAAGAAGAGUUCGGUAUCGAGCAGCCAACUCAACAGAGGCGAGAAUCCACAGUGAAACCUGAUAUCGUGACCAACUACAAUAAUUCGGAAGAGAGUCCAAAGAAUGAUAUUCGCCCGACCGAUCGUCGUGCUGAUCUAGGCUCUGAGGCUACGCCAACUGAAGUUCCGCGUACGAACAAGGCAAACAAUUCUGAAUGUCAAUAUCUGUACGAUCCGAUUAGCGGAAGAAUGGUGAUGAAGAAUGCCUCGACACAGUCACAAAUGGUCUCAGGUAAAAUAGGAAUCGAUUUAGACUCUGCGGAUCUUCCUAUCAAGCCGUACCAAUCGAAAAUCAAUAUAAUAGCCACGGACGAGUUAACUAAUUCGUCCACACAGCAGGAUAGACAAACUUCCACCAAGCAUGCCACAACAUCGCAUACACAGACAUCCGCUAGUACCUCUACUUCUCUCUAUUCCAGCGCGGCAGGUAUCCAAGAGGUGCCCCAACGACAGAAAAAAGAGUCUGAGCCGACCGAUCAGACGGAUCUGUCACCAUUUUACAGUGUGGGCAAGUCACGAACACCAACAUCAACCUCCUCCAAGCUCUCCUCUCUGCCUCAAGAUGACAUUGAUUUUCUUCAGACGGAGGACAUCCGCUCCAGAAUUGCAUAUUUGCGAAAGCGCAUGGAAACAAGGGAGCAGCAAACAUCAAAAGUCACAACGGCAGACUUGGAGCAACGCUUUGACCAGCUCCAUAAGAGACAGCCCGUGGAAGCCAUCGAAAAACCAGAUAUGGAAUACGAGUCCCGGAUCAAAAAGAGUGAAAACGCUGCCACCGAAACGCACGCCACGUCUAAUGAAGAACUGCAACUCCGGGACGAGAAAGAACAGGGUAGCGCUAACGCAACUCGUCUUACGACGGCUUUGCAAAGGAUGCGUGAGCACAGAGGCUUGCAAACACGUCAGUCUACCAUGACCGGGCCUGCGGAUGUGUCCGCUUAUGAAGCUGGUAAUCUGCCGGUUCCUGGAUUCAGCCUACCUCGGGAGCUUUCCGACUUAUGUCGGCAAAUGGUGAAGCAAACACGGCAGGUAGAAAGUUUCAUCGCCGACUUAGGCCUUCAGAUUUAUCAACCGAGCCAGACACGAGAAUUAUCAAAGCUUGAUGAUCAGCGAGAUCAACUGAGGGGCCUCCUAACAGAUUCGGAGUCCUUUAUUACGGCGCGCAAGGACAUCAACCAAAGACUGUUCAAGAUUCAAGCAGAGAUACAGCAGUCACUAUGUAGCUUGAAACAUAUGCCAGCAGAAAACUAUUUCGACCUCCAAAAGGCUAGAGACCUGUUUUUGAAGCAUGUCCAAGACGACCUUAGCGUUCUGAUGAAAGCAUCCGAGCGUCUUAAGCAGCUGAAAGGGGGACUUACUGGACGAUUCCGACUUGGGACAUCUGAAGGGACGUAUCCUAGUAUGCAAGGUGAUGGACCAAUAUCGUUCAAAGGCCUAGAAUCAUACGAUAUCCAGCACAUGUCUCACUUGGUGCAAUUGGAGCCGCUGGACAGUGCUAGUCGAGAGAAGUCCCCAGCUCCUAUAACACAGGCAGAGAAAUCUGUUGAUGGGUUCAGCGAUGGCUUUGAUCCGUUUCUUGCUCGGCGUUUGAAAAACUACGAGAUACAGGGGCGGCAUAAGCCCCGGGACUACGAGACACAAGCCCCUUCCGUUGAUCCACCCGACGCUGCUGUAGAAUCGCACGACUCUGCCCAAGAUAAUCUCACACGUGAGCUCGAAAAGUACGAGCGGUCGUGUACAUCGAGUAUUCGAGAUGGAAAGGACGAUCUACGAGCAGGGCUCAAAGAUGAGAUGCGUGAGUCUGUAACACCUGGAUCCGAUACCUCGUCUAUACAACUGCCGUCGCAGGCCUGGGACACCAGUAAACAGAGUGGUGCUUCUAUGAAUACUUCACCUGAGCACCUCAGAGGUGUGUACAACAGAUAUAAGCAGGUGCGCCGCCAGCGACAUAAGCUCUAUAAGCUCUGUGCGAAACAAGGCCUUCUUCAACCUAAACUUCAACAGAAGGGAAACCUAGCCAAACUGUAUGACCACGAUACGCACAUGGACGCUAGAAAGCUGCCCCUCGCCCAGUUGUCACCUGGCCCUACCAACCUACUCACGAUCCCCUCGCUCACAUCCCUCAAACUUAUCACCACAGGCCGCUCGCCAAGGAGCCCGAUGGCCGUGAUCGAUCUCACCUCUGUUACGUACUCUACAUCGCCCACACUCUCAUUCGAACAGGCGGCACGCCGUCUGCACAAACCCUUUCGCUUCGUCCUACACCUUUCACCCGAUUACAGCAUCGUCGACGCCAAACCAAACCUCCUAGUCCUGCGCAAGAAUAGCUCGCCGGAGUUCAAACUUGACACCGAAGCUAGCACUGUAUCUCCUGCUUCUGCACGGGAAGAACGCGAGCGGGCGCGCAACGUGAACCCUGUCGACGGCACGACCGUUCCGCUCCCGCAGCUCCCGCAGUCGCCGAGCGGCAAUUUUGCUAGUCUGACAGGCUUCGUGUCGUUUCAUCAGGGCGCUGGGCGAGAGGAUGGGAGAGAGGAGGAGCGGGAGAAGAGAGACGUAAUUCGUGAGACUAGGGAGGAGGGGAGAGGGCGCAAGGAGACGAGAGGUGGGGGUGUGAGCAGGGUAUUUGUAGCCGGCAUCACAGGCGCGACGGUGUGUUAUGUCGCAGGCGUGCUGGGAGAACUGUUGCGGUGAUUCUGGAAUAUGGUGCGCCGUGGCUACGUAGAGUCUUUUAUUUAGCCCCAUAUACCUAUGUAAACUCCAUAACUUCCUACUCUCUAUUCUUUGUAUCUAUAUCAAUCUUAUAACUUUCUACUCUCUAGAUAAUUUU